AUGGUGCAUCCACGACUAUGGUGGGCUCCACUAGCUCUCACGACUCUGCUUUGGACCGCUCCAACUGUUGCAUCCGACGACAGGAAUUGCUAUAAUCCCGAUGGCUCUCAAGCCGCGGACGACGUGCCCUGCACAUCCGACGACACGACCUUCUGUUGCAACAAGAAGGAUCUGUGCAUGUCUAAUGGAUUAUGCUAUAUGCAGCGCAACUCCGGGCUCGCUCUAUCGCGCGCGAGCUGCACCGACCAGAGCUGGGAUUCAUGUGAUGACUACAAAUACUGCUGUGAGUUAUGCUGCAGCCCCGGCUUGCCUUAA
This is a messenger RNA of Penicillium macrosclerotiorum, 315 nucleotides long. RefSeq lists its product as uncharacterized. The coding region runs from base 1 to 315 and encodes 104 amino acids. Lineage: Eukaryota; Fungi; Ascomycota; Eurotiomycetes; Eurotiales; Aspergillaceae. The record is from RefSeq and is a predicted model, not a curated record. The transcript has a single exon.